UCGACCGCCAUCUUGCCGUGCGCGGGACUCGCGCCGCGGGUCCCAAGCCUGGGCUUGCAGCCGCGGCGUCCCGUCCGCACCGCCUUCCUCUUUGCUCUGUCAGCCCCGGCCAACAGCCCUGCCGGACCCGCCCAGCCCCAGCUCUCGGCCAAUGAGCUGAUCCGGGGCUCGCAGCCCGAUUCUCAGCCGCGGCUUGCCCUGGUGCCCGUCCCGCAAGGCAGUGCGCGCGGGGCACCCAGCCUGCCCAGCCGGCCGCCAUGCCCAACGUGCAGCUGCCACCCAAGGAGAACAACCUCUUCAAACGCAUCUUGAAAUGUUAUGAACAGAAGCAAUACAAAAAUGGCCUCAAAUUUUGCAAGAUGAUUCUUUCAAAUCCGAAAUUUGCUGAGCAUGGAGAGACUUUGGCUAUGAAAGGAUUAACGUUGAACUGUUUAGGAAAAAAAGAAGAAGCAUAUGAAUUUGUUCGUAAAGGACUUCGUAACAAUGUGAAGAGUCAUGUCUGUUGGCAUGUAUAUGGACUCUUGCAGCGUUCUGAUAAGAGAUAUGAUGAAGCUAUUAAAUGUUACAGAAAUGCCCUCAAGUUAGAUAAAGAUAAUCUGCAAAUUUUGAGGGAUCUCUCUCUGUUGCAGAUCCAAAUGAGAGACCUUGAAGGUUAUCGAGAGACAAGAUAUCAGCUUCUUCAGUUGCGCCCGACACAACGUGCUUCCUGGAUUGGCUAUGCUAUUGCACACCAUCUACUGAAAGAUUAUGAGAUGGCACUGAAACUGCUGGAAGAAUUUAGACAGACUCAGCAAGUUCCUCCCAGCAAAAUAGACUAUGAAUACAGUGAACUGAUACUGUACCAGAAUCAAGUGAUGAGGGAGGCAGAUCUGUUUCAGGAAUCUUUGGAACAUAUAGAAACCUAUGAGAAACAAAUAUGUGAUAAGCUCUUGGUGGAAGAAAUUAAAGGGGAAAUGCUGUUGAAAUUGGGGCGAUUAAAAGAAGCGAGUGAAGUAUUCAAAAACUUGAUUGCUCGGAAUGCAGAAAAUUGGUGUUAUUAUGAAGGCUUGGAAAAAGCUCUGCAACUUAGCACUUUAGAAGAGAGACUUCAAAUUUAUGAAGACAUUAGUAAGCAGCACCCCAGAGCAAUUUCACCUAGAAGAUUACCUUUGAAUCUUGUCCCAGGUGAGAAAUUUAGAGAACUAAUGGAUAAGUUCCUGAGGGUUAACUUCAGUAAAGGCUGCCCGCCCUUGUUUACUACUUUGAAAUCUCUGUAUUACAAUACAGAAAAGGUUUCCAUAAUCCAGGAGCUUGUUACUAAUUAUGAAACCUCUCUUAAAACGUGUGACUUUUUUAGCCCUUAUGAGAACGGGGAGAAGGAACCCCCAACAACACUACUCUGGGUUCAGUACUUCCUGGCACAGCACUUUGAUAAGCUUGGGCAGCAUUCUUUGGCUUUGGAUUAUAUUAAUGCUGCAAUUGCUAGCACUCCAACUCUAAUAGAAUUAUUCUAUAUGAAAGCAAAAAUUUACAAGCAUAUGGGUAAUCUCAGAGAAGCUGUCAAGUGGAUGGAUGAAGCUCAGUCUUUGGAUACGGCUGAUAGAUUCAUCAAUUCCAAAUGCGCAAAGUAUAUGCUUCGGGCAAAUAUGAUAAAGGAAGCAGAGGAAAUGUGCUCCAAGUUCACAAGGGAAGGGACGUCUGCCAUGGAGAACCUGAAUGAGAUGCAGUGCAUGUGGUUUCAGACAGAGUGCAUCUCCGCUUACCAGCGCCUGGGAAGGCACGGGGACGCUUUGAAAAAGUGCCAUGAAGUCGAAAGGCACUUUUCUGAGAUAACUGACGAUCAGUUUGACUUCCAUACUUACUGCAUGAGAAAGAUGACCCUUCGGGCCUACGUUGACCUUCUGAGAUUAGAAGAUAUACUCAGGAGACAUGGAUUUUAUUUCAAGGCUGCUAGAUCAGCUAUUGAAAUAUACUUGAAACUGUAUGAUAAUCCCUUGACCAGUGAAAGCAAACAAGAAAGAAAUUCAGAAAACCUGCCAGCCAAAGAAUUGAAGAAAAUGCUUAGCAAGCAGAGACGAGCUCAGAAAAAGGCUAAAGUAGAAGAGAGAAAGCAUGUAGAAAGGGAACAUCAACCAAAAAAUCAAAGGAAAAAACAGGAUGAAGAAGAAGAAACCGGUGGUCUCAAAGAAGAACUUCUGCCUGAAAAAUUAGAAAGGAUAGAAAAUCCAUUAGAAGAAGCUAUCAAGUUUCUUAUACCUCUUAAGAACCUUGUUGCUGAUAACAUUGACACUCAUCUGUUAGCAUUUGAAAUAUAUUUUAGAAAAGGAAAGUUUCUGUUAAUGCUGCAGUCGGUUAAACGAGCUUUUGCUAUCAAUAAGAAUAACCCAUGGCUACAUGAAUGUUUAAUUAAAUUUUCUAAAUCUGUGUCUAAUCACAGUAACCUUCCAGACAUCGUGAGCAAAGUUCUAUCUCAGGAAAUGCAGAAAAUAUUUGUUAACAAGGACUUGGAAAGUUUUAAUGAGGAUUUUCUCAAACAUAAUGCUACCUCUCUUCAGCAUCUGCUUUCAGGUGCUAAAAUGAUGUAUUUUCUGGACAAGUCAAGGCAAGAGAAAGCAAUUGCUAUUGCCACUAGACUGGAUGACGCUAUAAAAGAUAAAAAUGUAAAGACUUUAAUAAAGGUUUCUGAGGCCCUGCUCGAUGGCAGCUUUGGGAGCUGCCACUCCCAGUAUGAGGAGUACAGGAUGGCCUGUCACAAGCUGCUCCCCUUCACUCCUGCUUUCCUGCCCGCUCUGAGCGAAGUCGGCAGGCACGGCGCGGCUCUGAACCCCACAGCCAACUGUGAUGUCUUAGCAAAUGAAACUUGAAAUCCUCUAGAAAGCUGACUUCUCUUAGACUCAAAGCUGAAUUCAGGUUAAGGUUUCUCUUCCAGCUUGUAUUUUAAUAUAGAUAGGAAAUGAAAUACCAUUGACCCUUGAACAACAUGGGUUUGAAUUGCAAGGAUCCACUUAACGUGUUGAUUUUUUCCGUAGUAAAUACUACCUUACUCUGUGAUCUGUGGUUGGUUGAAUCUGAUGCAGAACCCAGGUAGGGAGGAGCUGUGUGUGCGCAGGCGGCAGACUAUUAGUGUAUGUGUAUUUUUGACUACACGGAGGGUCAGAGCACCUAACUUGCUUUGCGCAAGGGUCAGCUGUAAUGGGUAUCAUUUUUUUGAGUGGAGUAUUCUGUAAGCUUAUUUUAUUCUUUAUCUGACUCUGCCACUUUACGUAAAAAUCUGUUACAAUUACCUGUUUGUUCUUGUACAGUUGUCCUAAAUUUUUCACUUAUCAACAUUGUGAUGGUUGCUGUCACUUCAUAUUGUAACGAUGAUAAUUUCUUAAUUAACCUAAGUUGAAUCCAGCUCCACUGUAUUAUUUUCUUUAGAUUCAGGUUUCAUUUCAGAAUUUUAUGUUUUGAUCCCUUCUUGGUUUGUUUUGUUAUUGUCUGUUUUUUAAAGCACAUCAAUAUUCAAGUAUUAACUGUAUGUCAGAAAUGGUAUGGAACUCCUUUUGGCAAAUAUUCAUUUAAAGCUUAACUUUAGUGUGAUACUCUGUCCACCUUAAUUUUGUUCCGAUGUACCAUUUUCUUCUUAAUAUCCAUGGAAAUGCUAUUGCCUGUUGAAUAAGGGUGGUGCAGAUGUAUGUUGAUGCUUCAGGGUGUGGGGAUCCGUUUGCCUCUUACCAUGGAAGUUCAGUAGUGUCUUUGUUGCAUGCCUAGGUCAGUCUUGACCCACAGGCGAGAGCUAUGCUUUUUUGACUAAAUCGCUUUGUGUGUCCCCAGGGAGUUUAAGUAGUCUAUAUAUGAGUAGUGUGCUUCAGGAGGGCUUGACGGGGUAGAAGACAGAUUUCAGUGAGAUAGUCUUACUGUUACAGCUAUACAUUGACUAUUAAAUACAUUUUAAUAUCAGCACAAUGAGAAUCUAGACCAUCAACUAGUUUUGUUACCGAGUCCAAGCUCACUCUGCUUGCCACACGACAGGGCGGUGAAUCCCAGAGACGAGCUGUUGAGACAAGGAAGAGACUUUAUCUGGAAAGCAGCCGACCGAGAAGAUGGCAGGCCAGUGCCUCAAAAUAACCAUCUUACAGGGUCUGGAUGCCAGGUUCUUUUAUAGAUCAGGGAUGGGGGGAGCUGAGGAAGCAAAGUAAAAAGACUGUUAGUCUUGCAAGCAUCUUUCAGAACUGCAAGCUUCAGUCAGGGGAUGUGUUAAUUUCUCCUUUCUGCCAUCUGCAGGUGGACAGGGUUCUGAACAAAGGCACUUUAGUUUAUAGGCAAGCACAGGGCCAGGGUCCUCCAGCCAAGCCAUUAAGUGUGAUCAUAAUAACAGAAGCAAGUCAAAGAAACCGUUUCCUACCUGGAGUCAGGAUUGGCUUCCUCCCUGCAACAGUGUAACUAUUAAAACAUAGUGUUGUUGAGCAAUGUUUAGGGGGGGAUAGCUUUUGUUCUUGGAGAAGGAAAUGGCAACCCACUCCAGUUUUCUUGCCUGGAGAAUCCCAGGGACGGGGGAGCCUGGUGGGCUGUCUGUGGGGUCGCACAGAGUCAUACGUGACUGAAGUGACUUAGCAGUAGCAGCAGCAGCUUUUGUUCUGUCUUGUACAGAAAACAGUAAUGGCAUCAUUGAAUGUUUUUUUCAGAACCAUAUAAAUAUGUCUGUAACAUUAAUACUUCCUUUUAAGAUAUAAAUUCAAAAGAGAUUUUAUUUAGAGAAACUGUUCUAAUUAAAACUUUUCUUUCACGCUGUUUAUAUUUAGAUUCAUAAUUGUUGAGAGAAAAGAAUUCACUGUAAAAUAAUGCCAACCUAUAUAAUACUGUAAUAAAUUAUUUUGUACUU
Capra hircus (goat) is the source of this 4843-nucleotide messenger RNA. RefSeq names its product N(alpha)-acetyltransferase 16, NatA auxiliary subunit (gene NAA16). Gene Ontology annotation, biological process: N-terminal peptidyl-methionine acetylation. Gene Ontology annotation, molecular function: protein-N-terminal amino-acid acetyltransferase activity; protein binding. The record is from RefSeq and is a predicted model, not a curated record. Gene Ontology annotation, cellular component: cytoplasm; NatA complex. The coding region runs from base 258 to 2843 and encodes 861 amino acids. The transcript is spliced from 20 exons. Lineage: Eukaryota; Metazoa; Chordata; Mammalia; Artiodactyla; Bovidae.